Amaranthus tricolor (Joseph's coat) is the source of this 977-nucleotide messenger RNA. Its product is annotated as putative vesicle-associated membrane protein 726. Lineage: Eukaryota; Viridiplantae; Streptophyta; Magnoliopsida; Caryophyllales; Amaranthaceae. The transcript is spliced from 5 exons. Gene Ontology annotation, cellular component: membrane. The coding region runs from base 172 to 837 and encodes 221 amino acids. Gene Ontology annotation, biological process: vesicle-mediated transport. The record is from RefSeq and is a predicted model, not a curated record.
UCAAAUUCACCCCAAAUUAAUAAACUAACAUUUUUUCCAUUCAUUCACCCUAAUAUUAUUUUCAUCUUUUCUCACGUAUUCUCUUCCCAUUUUUUUUUUCAAAAGAGUAUAAUUAAUUAUAAACCUAUUUUUUCCAAAUAAUUUUCCUCUGUUUUUGCAAAAAUUGCAAAAAUGGGGCAGCAAUCGUUGAUAUUAAGCUUUGUAGCGAGAGGAUCGGUGAUACUUGCAGAAUAUACAGAAUUUACAGGGAAUUUUACGUCGGUUGCAACUCAAUGCCUUCAAAAAUUACCUUCUUCAAGCAGCAAAUUUACUUAUACUUGUGAUGGUCAUACAUUCAAUUAUCUCGUCGACAAUGGCUUCACUUACUGUGUUGUUGCAGUUGAGUCUGCCGGAAGACAGGUUCCAAUUGCUUUCCUCGAGAGAGUCAAGGAUGAAUUUACCAAGAAAUAUGGUGGUGGAAAAGCUAAAACUGCUGCUGCUAAAGGCCUCAACAAAGAAUUUGGACCUAAAUUGAAGGAGCAGAUGGAAUACUGUGUGGGUCAUCCGGAGGAGAUUAACAAGAUUGCAAAAGUGAAAGCCCAGGUUUCAGAAGUUAAAGGAGUAAUGAUGGAAAAUAUUGAGAAGGUUCUCGACAGAGGUGAAAAAAUUGAGCUUUUGGUGGACAAAACAGAGGACCUUCGUUCCCAGGCUCAAGAUUUCAGAAGUCAGGGUACCAAGAUCAGGCGAAAAAUGUGGUGGGAGAACAUGAAGAUAAAGAUGAUCGUUGCACUUAUUAUCUUGGCCUUGAUUCUUAUACUAAUCAUGUCCAUUUGUGGCGGCUUCAAGUGCAUCCAUUAGUUAACCAAAUUCGUAUAUGCUUUUAUAACAUUCUGAUUUUCAUCAUCUACGCUGUAUGAUAAUUUCAGACUGUUUGUAUAAUUUUUGACCAAUCCCUUGAGUUUUGACAGUGGUAGGAUAUACUCUUAGCCCCAAUACUU